Molecule: messenger RNA, 1432 nt
Organism: Daldinia caldariorum
Lineage: Eukaryota; Fungi; Ascomycota; Sordariomycetes; Xylariales; Hypoxylaceae
Exons: 6
Coding region: 476-1432 (318 amino acids)
Source: RefSeq, a predicted model, not a curated record
GAGUUUUGUUUUUCUUCAUAUAUGCCCCUGAAAAGGAUUCACAGCCUCGUACUAUAUUCCUCAUACCUCGGUUUGACACUUGACUUGAUACUUAAGGCACGGUCAACCAUCCCUCAAUGGAUGCCAAUCUUCUCCGUCCAGCUAAGAGUCUAUUGCAUCUCCUAUAAUAUCUCAACCAAGACUAAACCUACCACUCCUCGGCGGACGCGGUACCAAUGAUAGAACAAUUCGGUCUCCUGGUAGCAGGGGUGAUCAUUAUCAUACUUCGCGUAUGUGCCAGGUGGAUACAAGUCGGUCCGGCAAAGUGGCAGCUUGACGACUAUCUCAUGCCUUUGAUAGGUGUAAGUUCCUUAGGUACCUAUGCGAUACGCGGUGAAAGAUACCUCAUAUGAUGGUCGACUAACACGUCAAACCUUUGUGAAUACAGGUUGUCUUUGGAGUUGCGACAGUAAUCGCAUACAAAGUGGUAGUGAAAAUGCAUGGCAUGACGAACGCGAUGGAUGACGAAACGCGCUCGACGAUUGACGCUGCAUCCAAAGAGUACAUGUAUAGACAGUACGGGUCCAAAAUACAAAUCGUAUUAUGGUCCCUGUCCGUCUUCAUGCUUUGGGCGCUUAAAGUCUGCGUUGCCAUCUUCUACUCGCGAUUAACGUCCGGUUUGCCAAACCUUCAGCACCGCGUCCACUUUGCGUACAUACUCUUGGCUGGCACGUACGCCGCUGCGUCGUUAACUAUCUUCUUGUCAUGCCGGCCGAUGUCGAAGUUCUGGCAGAUAACCCCGGACCCAGGGAAUUCCUGCCAGCCAGCUAUCUCGAGGCCCUACGUCCUUGUAGUUGUAAUACCGACGAUAUUCGUUAACAUAUACCUCCUUUUCAUUCCUCUUCCGAUGCUCUGGAAGAUCAAUAUCACCCGGUGGAGAAAAUUUGUCUUGAUUUCUCUGUUUAGCGGUGCGAUCUGGUCUAUGAUGAUGGGUCUAAUCCGCGCCGUAAUUAUUCUGCAGGGCGGCCCCAAUGCUGUUGGUUCGGGUAGCGUAUGGGCGUGUCGUGAGACUUUCGUUGCUAUUGUGGUGACGAACCUGCCGAUAUUACAGCCCCUAUUUCGAGAGUGUAUAAAGAGGCUCCGGUCGAGCAACGCGAUAACUAGCAGAAAUAGCGAACAACUGACUAGUUCCGGUAAACAUCAGAGAUAUCGUCUGACAUACAACAGAGCCUUUUCUCGACCUGCGACGUCUCCACCGAUCACCAACGCCUGGGAUAGUGGCGAGCGAAUCCUAUCCAUCAGCCAUGAUCAAACGCGGGCUAGCACUGUGGCAAAGUUGCCUCCUGAAGAUAUCGUCGUUGAUCAAGAAAUAAUCGUUAUAUCAGAGCCAGCAGCCACGGCUAAACCCCAGUUCCUUAGCCAAGAAGCUCUGGGCUUUGGUAGUGAAAGAUAG